Clunio marinus is the source of this 561-nucleotide messenger RNA. NCBI's taxonomy places the organism in Eukaryota, Metazoa, Arthropoda, Insecta, Diptera, Chironomidae. The record is from the annotation of a GenBank genome assembly.
CGAAUUGUUUUUCGAAAAUGAAUCCAAACAAAGAAGAAGUAAAAAUAGGAAUAACAUACGAUUCAUAUUUUUGUUUUCAAUCAUCUGCUGGAGACGUGUAAACACGUAAGGAUCUCUUUCUACAAAUAUUAAUUCAAUUUCUGUGUUUUAAAAAAAUAUUGACAAGAUGCCAGUUGAGCAAUGGAAAGCAUUUAAAUCUGAACAUGGAAAAAAUUACAGCGACGAGGAAGAUGCAAAGAGAUUUGAAAUAUUCAAGGAAAACUUGAAGUUAAUUGAGGAACAUAAUAUGAAAUAUGAGAAAGGUGAAACUACAUACAAGAUGGGCCUUAAUAAAUUUUCUGAUUGGUUUCAAGAAGAAAAACAAAAUUUGCAUGGAUUAAAAUCGCCUGCAAAUAAUAAAUAGAACUUGAUGUAAAUCACUGUAUAUCCACUUAUUUUACAUUGAGCUGUUAUUGCGUUUUUUUUAUUGCUCGGUGAUAAUUUUUUAUGUAUUUAAAAUGUUUAAGUCACGUAUCUAAAAUAAUAAAAAUUUACAUUUUGUAUAAUGAUUAAUACUCAAAU